AUGCAGCCGUACUACCUAGUCGCCGAAGAAGACGACAUCAACAUACAGACCGCCGAACUCGAUGACGGCGAGCUCCAGAUGCAGUCAUCGAUACGCCCGGCCUCUCCCCCGACAAGCGGCAUAUCCCUGAACACGAGUGAAUCAACUACAUCAAGAGCCAGCUCGACCUUUGGGACAGGCAAAGAGAUGGAUUCAAUUUACCUCCAGCGCAUCAUGGACCUGAGCAAUGCUGAAUACGCAGUUCGUAAUCUGUAUGCCUCUCUCGAGCUGUUGAAAUAUUAUCGAUUUAGAUACAUCGACGUCGCUGCCACGAACCGGGACCGCGUUAUAAGCGAGACUGAAAGCUCGGUUACCGGGAGGUACGUCUUCGAAUACUCAGACGGGUCACGGGUGUUCAGCUCGCUGGGAAUAAUGGCAUUGAUGCUGGGUAUCCAGUAG
Molecule: messenger RNA, 438 nt
Organism: Colletotrichum orchidophilum
Lineage: Eukaryota; Fungi; Ascomycota; Sordariomycetes; Glomerellales; Glomerellaceae
Exons: 2
Coding region: 1-438 (145 amino acids)
Source: RefSeq, a predicted model, not a curated record